Lepidothrix coronata (blue-crowned manakin) is the source of this 615-nucleotide messenger RNA. RefSeq names its product basic proline-rich protein-like. NCBI's taxonomy places the organism in Eukaryota, Metazoa, Chordata, Aves, Passeriformes, Pipridae. Bases 1 to 615 code for a protein of 204 amino acids. The transcript is spliced from 2 exons. The record is from RefSeq and is a predicted model, not a curated record.
AUGGCAGAGCGGCUCUGGGCCGCGCUGGUCCUGCACGGCUUUAGCCAACACCGCUCGCACCCCUGCGGAGCGGGGACGCCCCAGGCCUCGCCUGCUCCCGGCCGGUGCCCGGGCAGUGGCGGGGCGGGGGCACCCCCGGCCCCCGCGCGGCCUCCUCCGAGCCCCCCGUGCGGCGAGUGCCCCCUCGGCCCGGCGGGCCCGCGGGGCGGCUCGGGGCGCUGGGCUCCCCGCCGGACCCCCCGCUCCGCCCGGGCCGGCUCCUCCCGAGAGCACCGGGGGGAGCCGCGGUUCCCGGCGGGGCGGGAGGAGCCGCCGGGCCCGGUCCCCGGCGCAGCCCGGCCGGGGCGGUGCGGAGCCCGGCCCGCGCUGCCUCCCGCUCGCCCGCCCGUCCGCCCUUUGUCUGCGCCGCCCGCCCCGCUCGGGCCGUACCUGCCGCCGCCGGGCCCGCUCCGUCAGGCCGCCGCCUCCACCGCCGCCCGCUCCGCCGGGCUCCGCCGGCCCGGCCCCGCUCGGCGCGUCCCGCCCGCCGCCCGGGCAGGCACCGCCCCCGCCGCCCCCCGCCAGCACCGCCCCGGGGGCCGCGAGGGGCUCCCGCCGCGCCAGGGGCAGGGCUGA